Molecule: messenger RNA, 1787 nt
Organism: Ectocarpus sp. CCAP 1310/34
Lineage: Eukaryota; Phaeophyceae; Ectocarpales; Ectocarpaceae
Source: the annotation of a GenBank genome assembly
AUGGCGCUGCUGCGUGUGGUACAGCAAGGAGGAGACGAUGUUACGGGGAUCGGAGCAGACGCUGCCGGUGGCGCCGAGCCGACUCCACCCGCCACCGCCUUCUCAGAGGUCGGUGAUACCAAACCCGACGUUGCCGCGGCGGCAGUGGUGGGGGUGGUGCCGGCGGCAGCAGCGACAUAUCCGAAGCCUCUCCGGGUUAAAGCUGACGGCGAUGGGGACGACGACUUCUACAGCGGUACGGAUAGCGACGAUCCCUCGGCAAUCCUCUCCCCGACGACGGCGGCGCGCAUGCGAUGCCCGGUCGAGGUAAAGGCGAGCCGCGCGGGGCGUUCCGCCACGGCAAACACUCGGGGGGUGGGGCGGGCGGGGGCAGCGGCAGCGGCGGCGGCGGCGGGGCAGGCUGGCCUGGGCGUGUUCUGCAAGGCCGGGCUUAAGGUGGGAGACGUGGUGUUCGAAGAGGAGGCGUUGCUGAGGGUUUCCAAGGAGGAGGUGGGACGGCGGCCAUGGGAAGUGGUCGCGGCCUUAGAGUUCUUGAGCAAGAGCUGCGGGGUGUCGGCGAUGGACCUGCUGCAAGUGGUAGCCUUUGAAGGCGCCCCUCCCUCCGUGCAGGAGCGAGUGCUGCAGCUGAUACCUGGGGUCAGUAGCGUGACGGCCGGGGACCGGCGGUCGUUGCUGCUGAAGGUGCUGAUGAUCUGUGACGCGAACAUCUUCGGAGAGGGAGCUAACGAAGGCGAAGAACGGACCUCGGUCACUGUUCUGGCUGGGUUGCAGGAUAAACCACAGCUGCCUUCCGAACUGCAGGCGACUACCACGUGCAUGACGGGAGGAUGGUGGUGACAGCGAUCGCGGACGUGGAGCCGGGGGAGGAACUGCUGGUGUCCUACCUCGCUUUCGAUCACGUCGCGAGGCCUACUCCAGAGCGACGCCUGCAUCUCCUGGAAACCAAGUUUUUCGAGUGCCACUGCAGCCGCUGCGACGCCGAGUAUGACAUCUGGCGGGGCUUCCGCUGCCCCCGCUGCCACCAAGGAGCCGUCCACCCGUCGAACGGCAACAACGACUGCCCGAGACCACCCCAAGAGCAAGAACAGCAGUCACAGCAACUGCAGCCGCGGCAACCACAGCCGCAGGAGCAGCAGCAGCAGAAGCAGCAGCAGAAGCAGCAGCAGCAACAGCAGCAGAAGCAACGAUUCUCCUCGUCGCCUUCCUGUUCCCGUCCUGGUCCUUCGCCCCCUUCCGGUGUUGGCGGAAAUUGCGGCCCCCCCACCCCCCCCGCCCCCCUGGCCCGGCCGGGCGUUUCGGCUUGCGCGGCCUGCGGGCUUGCGCCUACCGCGGCUUGGCUAGAGUCGGUGGAGGUGAUAGAGAAAGAGCUGGACCGUUGGCUGCACGGGGCUUGCGAGCCGAUGACGGCGGCGGCGCUACUGAGGCCCUUGCAGCAGGCGUUGUGCGUGGGGGUAUACCUCUUCGCGGACCACCACUUGAUGUGCUCGCUUCAUCGGGAGAUGGCGGCUGUUCUCCUUGAACUUUCCGACACAGGCGUGUUUCGAGGGGCCGAGGCCGCGUACCACUUGCACCAGCUAUUUGUGGGCUAUGACAGCAUGUUCGGAAGGCCUUGCGUGGAUGCGGCCAUAGAGUGCGAGCAACUGGCACACACCCUCUGGCAAACAGCUAUCCACCUAGAGCAAGAGGCAACAGCAGCAGCGCGUCACGGCAGAAGAACCCCCAAAACGCUGUCGGCUGGCGAACGCUGCCGGACGUACGCGGGCCUCGUCCUGACCCCACCUUCCCGC